GCCUACUGGUUAGUGACCAGGGUAGAUGGUGCUAAUGGGGUGUUUUAUGGUGGGGGCGAUAUGGAAUUCAGCCUGGAUCCCAUCCAAUUUAACUGUGUUUUGGGGCUGCCUAUGGGUACUCAGCCUGUACCAUCUCUUAAUGGAAACCUAGACACACGCCAUAGGAAUAUAGCAGACCAUAUUGUUCAGAUGUAUGGGGAUAGUGGUGGGGUUUCUGUUCAGAAAGCUUGGGAAUUUGCAGUUGGGAUGAGGGAUGGACAGGGUAAGGCGGUGGCUACUAUUGUCCCAAUUGUAACAAGAGAGGAGGAAUUUGAAUUUAGAAUAUCCUUUAUGAUUGUUAUACUGGAGCUGGUGUUGUGCCCAAGCACAGACGGGUUUACCUUGGCGGGAAGGUUGUUACCUGCCGCAUCGGUAGCACCGGAGUCAAAUUCAUAUGAUUGGUGCACGUUCUGUUUAGAGUGGCUAAAGAUAUGGUGCAAAAUGUUUGCACAUCAGUUUGAUCAGCAUGGAGUUGUUUCUGGAUUGGGGGGCUGCAGCCUAUUUUUGACGGUGUUCUACCUGGACCACCUGAAUGUUGUUCCUAGGCAAUGGUGUGUUAUGUCGAGGGUGGCUGUGUGGUCCCAAUCUGAUGUGGAUGCCCUGAUAGAGGCAGACAAGAAAGCUGGAGGUGACUAUGGAAGAACUCAGUCUGUUGAUGUUGCUUACGGCGAGAGACACCAUCCUCGAUUGCCAAGAGAUAUGCGGGGUUCCUACAUUGCAAAAGAGGUUCUGAAUGUUUUAACAAGCCAAUUUGAGAGAAUCGAGGAGCAAAUGCACAACCAAGGAGAGGUUUUAAGAAGUAUGAAACUUGAUUUGUCAAGAAUAGUAGGGGUGAGGGAACAAGAUAGUGGGUUGAAGGACACUCAAAGUGGAGGUACAAGUGGUGGUAGUGUGGGUGGUGUGGCUGUUUGCCCUGCUCUCGGAGGUACGCAGACAAUGAGGCCGACCACAAUUCCUACGGCCACUGCACAGCAGUUUGGAGUUCCGUCGCCGGUGGGUUUUGCACCGGCCUUUGGUUCAGCUCGGGGUUUUGGCACCCGAGGCUUUGGGUUCCCUCCUCCUUCCACUUCAGUCUCUCCAGUUUUGACUGAAGUACAAUCUCCUGCUCAGAAGCCGGUAAUCACCACUGAAAUUUUAAAGGGAGUUUCACCUCUUAGGAGCUCCCGGAAGAGUCGUACUGAUAUGGAGAAGGAAUUGGUUGCUUUCAUCAAGGAGUGCCAGGGAAAUAGCAAGGAUGAAGGACCAGAGUUGAUUGAGUUCGAUGGUUUAUGUCUAAGCAAAUAUCAGAUGUAUCAAAUGAUAGCAAUGGAUGAGUAUGCGGGGAUAGAAUACGUCAAAGUGGCUAGUAAGAUGUAUACUAGCAGGUGGAAGGCAGAAUUGGGUGCCGGUAGAGGACGAAGUGUAAUGCUUGAACCUGGUUUCGGGGUUAAGGUACAAACAAACGAACCCCCUCAGUCUCUUGUAGCCCCAUUCGGUGCCCCCUUUGAAAACCUCGUCAUUCGGGAAAUGUUUGUGGUUGUAGUACCCGUGUUGCACAUGUACUUCACACUUCCACCGCACACACGUUGGUAUUGUGUUGCAUUAUCCAUGAAGGAUAAGCGGAUUUGGGUCCUUGAUCCUACAUCAGACGAGCCUUUGUCUGAGCACGGUCGUCUGAUUAGCCACAUGUUGAAGUACUUGGACACCCUGUUUUACUCUAAAGACGAGUCAUGGGUAAAGGAUGGACUGAGUGGAUGGGGGGUUGACCUUGUUUCUGUCCCACCAAGCGAUGAUGUGUCAAGUUGUGUUGUAAUGCUAGCAUGGAUAAAGGACAUAGUCCAACGCAACAAAAUUUCUCCCACAUUCCAACCGGGUGCAAUAGAGGAUGCAAGGGUAUCACUUGCUGUUGAUGACAUCUUGUGCGAGUUGAAUGUGAGGAGACCUGAGGUGUACGACCUUAUUUCUGGGAGGCAAGUCCGUGUGUAGACCGUGUUUACGUGCUUGAACUUAAGUUUUUGGAUGUAUUUUGGAUGUAUUUCGGCAACU
Molecule: messenger RNA, 2064 nt
Organism: Spinacia oleracea (spinach)
Lineage: Eukaryota; Viridiplantae; Streptophyta; Magnoliopsida; Caryophyllales; Amaranthaceae
Exons: 12
Coding region: 61-2004 (647 amino acids)
Source: RefSeq, a predicted model, not a curated record